Molecule: messenger RNA, 2289 nt
Organism: Aureobasidium pullulans EXF-150
Lineage: Eukaryota; Fungi; Ascomycota; Dothideomycetes; Dothideales; Saccotheciaceae
Product: acetoacetate-CoA ligase
Exons: 3
Coding region: 52-2121 (689 amino acids)
Biological process (GO): lipid metabolic process
Cellular component (GO): cytosol
Molecular function (GO): acetoacetate-CoA ligase activity
Source: RefSeq, a predicted model, not a curated record
UUUUGUGCCUUUGCUAUUUUGUUUAUUAACCGACCAAUUGCGAACCAAAUCAUGCCUCACGCCAACGGUACACACGACUCGUAUGACACCAAUGGUCAGGGCCUUGGAGCCGAGCUAUGGAGACAUUCAUCGCCAGAGUCUACUCAGAUGUGGACGUUUUUACAGACAGUGAACAAGGCAAAGAACAUUCAAUUGAAGAACUACGACGAUCUCUACAACUGGAGCAUAGAUCAGACUGCAGACUUUUGGGAGGCUGUAUGGCAGUUCACAGGCAUCAAAGCCUCAGCCUCAUAUGAUGAAGUCUUACCCAAAGAUGCACCUAUGUUCCCAAGACCAUCAUUCUUUCGUGGAGCCAAGCUGAACUUUGCCGAGAACCUACUCUUUCCACCUCAAGCACCCAGCCCGGAUAGUCCAGCCAUCAUUGCCGCCACUGAAACUGGUCGGGAGACAGUGACAUGGGCCGAACUGCGCGAAAAGGUGCGUGUCUGUCAAUCUGGCAUGCUUGCUCUCAACGUCAAGGCCGGAGACAGAGUGGCAGGCUAUGUCGCGAACCACACCAACGCUCUGGUAGCCAUGCUAGCUGCUACAUCGCUGGGUGCUAUCUGGACAGCCAUCAGCCCGGACACUGGAGUUACUGCAGUCUUGGAUCGUCUCACCCAGAUUGAACCUGUCAUUUUGUUUGCAGAUAACGCCAGCUUGUAUAAUGGCAAGACUCAUCCAACCAUGCCAAAGGUGCAGGAGAUCGGAUCAUCGCUACCGAGCCUAAAAGCACUCGUCAUCUUUCCAACAGUUCCUUCUGUAUCGGCAGAAAUUGAUGUGCCUUCUUUGGCAGGCAUUGUGGUCUCAUAUGACAGCUUCGUCAAGAAGGAAGCCGCUCCGAAAGAAACCAUCUUCACUCAAUUACACCCUGAUCACCCCGUCUACAUUCUCUACAGUUCUGGCACUACCGGCGCACCGAAAUGUAUUGUUCAUGGAGCUAUCGGAACACUACUCCAACACAAGAAGGAACACAUCUUACAUUGUGACAUUCAACCAGGAGACAAGUUGUUCUACUUCACAACAUGCACAUGGAUGAUGUGGCAUUGGCUGGUUUCAGGUCUCGCAAGUGGUGCAACCUUGGUACUAUACGAUGGCUCACCUUUCAGAUAUGUUUCCGACGGCAAAUCUGUUCCCGAUGAUCUGGCCAUGGCAAGACUGAUCGAUGAAUUGAGCAUCACACACUUCGGCACAUCAGCCAAAUAUCUCUCAGUACUGGAACAGAAGUCUGUCAUGCCAAAGGAACAGGGCGUCUCAUUGAAAACACUCAAAGCAAUCUACAGCACUGGAUCUCCUCUCGCACCAUCAACCUUCCAAUACGUCUACCAAGCUUUCGGUUCUGUGAACCUGGGAAGCAUCACGGGUGGCACAGACAUCAUCUCCCUCUUUGGCGCCCCCUGUCCCCUCACACCCGUCUACACCGGCGAAAUCCAAGUCCUAGGCCUCGGCAUGGCCGUCCGCGCGUGGGACUACCUCGGCGCCGACGUAACAACCACAGGCUCCGCCGGCGACCUCGUCUGCACAAAACCCUUCCCCUGCCAACCAGUCCAAUUCUGGGGUCCCACCGGCGAAUCAAAAUACCAAUCUUCUUACUUUGAGACCUUCCCCGGCGUCUGGCACCAUGGCGAUUUCAUUCGCUUCAACCCCAAAACUGGAGGGUUGUACAUGCUUGGUCGCAGUGAUGGUAUCCUGAAGCCCUCGGGUGUGAGAUUUGGCAGUGCGGAGAUUUACAACAUCUUGCUCAAGCAUUUCCCUGACACAGUGGAAGAUGCUCUCUGCAUUGGUCGUCGCCGCGAAACCGAUGACGAUGAGACAGUGGUUCUCUUCCUCAAGAUGAAGGAAGGCGAGAAAUUCAACACCGACUUGGUCAAGAGCAUUCAGAAAGUCAUCAGGGGUGAACUCAGUGCUCGUCAUGUUCCUGGCAUCGUGGACGAGACACCAGAGAUCCCGGUCACUACUAAUGGCAAGAAGAUUGAGGCUGCGGUCAAGCAGAUUCUGUGUGGGAUGAAUGUGAAGACGUCGGCUUCGGUAGCUAAUGCUGGGUGCCUGGAUUGGUACAGGGAGUGGGCAAACUCGCAUAAUUAGAUGUUAGCAGGAGAUUAAUCAGAGCUGAUAGAUAGGCAGUCUACUAAUUCUGAAGCACUAAGAGAUACAAGAAACCAAGGAAUGCUUUCAUAUAUAAUACUAAGAUUCCUUGUCCAAGUUGCAUGAGACCAGCACGUUGUGUGAGUACGUGAGACAGAAGAAGAUGUC